GAUGCUAUCUAUUCGUAUUUCUGAGCUCUAAACCUAUCGGGGAAGUUCUACCGUACGCAGUCGUCUUCGACGUCCUCAUAUCUAAACAGCGAAGAAGAAGAAGACCCUCUUCAGCAUGACGAAGAAGCAGAGAAUCCCCAAACGAGGACCGGGAGUGGCUGAGCUGGAGAAGAUAUUGCGCGAACAAGAAGAACAGAAAGAUGGUCAUUUGGGGGAAGGAAAUGGGAUUAACGGAGGAAUCUCUUCUUCUUCUUCAUCACUCCCAGUGACUGCAAUUCAUGGUGAUGGCAGUGGCAGUUCACAGUUAAACGUGGGCGCUGCCAAUGGUCCUAGCAAAGUGGUAUAUAUCGGCGGAUCAGGCGUCUUCUUGCCUGAACAAGCCUUGUUGCCGAUAUCAUGGGGCUCGUCAUCGGAGUUGACAAGGAAACGCGAGGAAGCUCCAAAAAUGGCUGCUGGUUUCACUUUUCCUGUGCUUGCUUCGAACCGAUCUCCUCCUCCUCCCAUGUUGCAGAAUCAUCAUCAUCCAUUUAUGGUUCUUUUCCCGCAGUCUGCAACAACAAAAACCCAAUCAUCUUCUCCAGGGGAGUAUCGUCAUGUAGAGCCCCCUUCAAACCAAAAACCUAGUCCUCGCAACUUCAUAUCUUCACUAUUUGGCGAGGAAUACAUGAUGACGGGCACCAAGCGGCCAAGGCCUAGUUUCCCCGUCGAGAACUGGAGGCCGAGGCCUACUCCAAUGCCCUUUCAACCGGUCCGCCCUCAGGUUCCCAGGCUCGAUCUUUCAUCUUCGUCUAGCAACAAUGAUUUCUUCAACUUUGGAACAUCCCGAGACAAAAACCCAUUGUCAACAAUCCCUUUGGAGUUGAAAGUGAAAACAUUUGACCAUGGCAACUCUAGUGGCAAUUCUAGUCGCUCAACGACUACUGAAAAUUCUCAACCUGACUUGUCCAAAUUCAUCAAGAAACUCCCUUUCCAAGAGAACACUGAGGGGUCUUUACCGCAAAAGACGUCGUCUUCAUCAGGAUCAGAGGUUUCAGUUCACAACAAGGGAUCUUUUAGCUUCUUAUUACAGCAGGAAGAGGUGCAAAGGGGCACUACUUCAACUGAGAAAAGUUGUACUGAAGAAACGGGAGAUUUCAUUGACCUUAACCUAAAGCUCUAGACUGCUGCAUGUAAUGUAAUGCCCUCUUUAAUUAGGGCAAUGUAGUCCUCGGAAGAACUUAGUCUUAUUUAUAUUAUGCUAUCUACCUCAGUUUCUAGCACUA
Hibiscus syriacus is the source of this 1262-nucleotide messenger RNA. RefSeq lists its product as uncharacterized. The transcript is spliced from 6 exons. Gene Ontology annotation, molecular function: DNA-binding transcription factor activity. The record is from RefSeq and is a predicted model, not a curated record. The coding region runs from base 116 to 1159 and encodes 347 amino acids. NCBI's taxonomy places the organism in Eukaryota, Viridiplantae, Streptophyta, Magnoliopsida, Malvales, Malvaceae.